Microstroma glucosiphilum is the source of this 1172-nucleotide messenger RNA. Its product is annotated as Yip1-domain-containing protein. The record is from RefSeq and is a predicted model, not a curated record. The coding region runs from base 82 to 975 and encodes 297 amino acids. Gene Ontology annotation, biological process: vesicle fusion with Golgi apparatus; endoplasmic reticulum to Golgi vesicle-mediated transport. The transcript has 3 exons. Gene Ontology annotation, cellular component: membrane; trans-Golgi network. NCBI's taxonomy places the organism in Eukaryota, Fungi, Basidiomycota, Exobasidiomycetes, Microstromatales, Microstromataceae.
ACCACCACCACCGUCACCAUCACCAUCACCCUCCGCCCUACACCAAGGCUACCGUAUCUCUCCCCUCUGGACUCCUCCACCAUGGCUGCACUCUUCCCACCUCAAUCGGGCUACAAUGCCUCCUACGGCUCCGAUCCAUACUCUGCCCCCUCUUCCUCCAACCUUCAAUUCUAUUCCGCCGGCGGACAAUCCCAAGGUUCAGGCCCAUCGUCAACGGCAGGCUACAGUCGCUCCUCGCUAGAAGGCAACAUGUCCGCUGCAGGCGGAGGAUCCUCUUCCGCUGCUGGAGCAUUCGGUGCUGGGGGUGGUGCGGCUCCUUCUGCAGCGGAGAGGAGCUACAUGUCUUCCCAGAUGUCCUUUUGGUCUGCUUUUGGCACGGGAGGCUUUCCUGAUGAGCCUUCGCUGAUGGAAGAGCUGGGAGUCAAUCUCCCUCAUAUCGUGGGCAAAAGUCUCGUCGUACUGAAUCCGCUACAUCGGUACUCGCCCAAUCACCAAAGGGACUCGCACAUGAUGGAUGAUACAGAUUUGGCAGGGCCGCUGCUGUUCUGCUUCGUCUUUGGUAUCCUCCUAUUUUUGGCGGGUAAGUCGCACUUCGGAUACAUCUACGGAGUGGCUCUGCUAGGCUCCCUCUCGAUCUACUUGCUGCUGAAUGCAAUGUCAGAGGAUGGCAUCGACGCCUACCGAGUAAUGAGCGUGUUGGGAUAUUGCUUGCUGCCGCUAUGUGGGCUAGCCUCGUUGGGGGUCUUGGCAAGAGCAUUUGGAGGAGCUUCUCUGCUACCCAUCAUUACGCCCUUUUUCAUCUUCUGGUCGUCAUACUCGUCCUCAGGCAUCUUUGCAUCAGUACUGCAUCUCAAUGAGCAGCGAUUCCUCGUGGGAUACCCCCUCAUGCUCCUCUACACGGCCUUUGCAGUCAUUGGAAUCUUUGGAGAGGACGCAGUGGUCAAGGCGAGUGGGGUUGUCAGGGGCGGCAAGUAGAGCGUCGAAGCACUGUGCAAGGGUGGUCGCGAGAGUAUGGGCAAAACCUAUGUGUAGUCCUUCAUGAGCUCGACCUUGACCUUUGACACACCAUCAUCAUUGGAACACUCAGAUCUUUGAGGGCGUCAGCAUAAACGUCUGGAAUAUCGUCCCUGCCCACCCCUCAGCUCACUUGACCUAUGUCCAACGUUGUCUGC